Molecule: messenger RNA, 2301 nt
Organism: Fibroporia radiculosa
Lineage: Eukaryota; Fungi; Basidiomycota; Agaricomycetes; Polyporales; Fibroporiaceae
Exons: 2
Coding region: 1-2301 (766 amino acids)
Molecular function (GO): nucleic acid binding; RNA-DNA hybrid ribonuclease activity
Source: RefSeq, a predicted model, not a curated record
AUGAGAUACCUGGGAUUCUUCUUGGAUCCCAAACUAUCAUUCCGAGGGCAUAUUAAAUUUUAUGCCAACAAGGCAGAGUCCACAGUCAAUACACUGAGGAUGCUGGGUAAUUCAGUCAGGGGAUUCACCCCUGUCAACAAGAGGAGGCUAUACAUUGCGCAUGUGAUGCCCCUCAUGCUCUAUGGAGCAAUCCUCUGGUGGAAACCCUCUUGGAAGAGACACAAGUGGGCUAUAGGUGAUCUACAGAGGGCCCAAAACAAAGCCCUCCAAUGGAUCACAGGGUGCUUCCGAUCGACUCCGAUUGGGGCAAUGGAAACCAUGGCAGGCAUGUUUCCUGUCAAGGUGAAUGUCGAUAGAUACAUGGAGAGGUCGUGCCUCCGGGCUAGGACCCUACACGAGGGGCAUGCCAAUAGGGCGAUACUAUCUAACUAUUGGAAUGUCAACAUGCAUAACCUAGUGUCCCCCUUCCCUUUUCAAGGUGAAGGCACGCGGAAGGGUAAGCGCAAAGCGAUCACCCCAGCUCAUGUCAUUGACAGGCUGGGGCGGCGAUCAUCGGAGGAAUUUGCACCACUGCAUUUGAUCGCCGAGCCAGGCAGGCAUAUCAGGGACAAGUAUCCUGAUCGCAUUACGGAACACUUUCUAAAGCCGGGAUCACAUCCGGCUAAAGGAUCGGCUGAGUUUGAGGAGUGGUUCCAGAAUAUCUGGGUGCUGAUCUUCCAGCAAGUGGUUAGGGAUGAGAAUGCUCGUUAUCUCUUCACUGAUGGGUCCCUCGUCCCCAAUGGAUCGAGAUCGGGGUGUGCAUGGCUCACUAUGUCAGGACACAACUACCUUAACAGUGGAAAGUUUGGUGCGGGACGCUGCGCCAUAUUUGACGCUGAAAUGAUGGCAUUGGCUAGGGGGAUUCACAGUGCCCUUCAAGGUGCACCCCAAGAUUGCACUCACUUAGUGCUAUGUGUUGAUAAUGCUGGAGCAUUAUCCAAAAUUCUCAACUGCGAGAUGGGCCCCAGCCAACUGGUGUCCAUACUUGCGGCUGAGAAGGUAAUGGAGUUCCUCCAAAGGAGUGAACGACAUCACAUUUCCCUACUCUGGGUGCCAUCUCACAAGGAUGUCCCACCCAAUGAGUUUGUUGAUGAGUUAGCCAAAUCGGCUCUCGAGUCUGAGCAGCCAGAAUUUGUCUCCCAAGCACGAGCAAUGGCGGACUGUCUAACCAGAGCAAAGAUUAAGUGGGCGAAAUAUUAUUCGUCCUACAAAUAUAGAGGAAGGAACAUGUGGAUCCUCAAGAACCACAAUCCCCUCUCACAUAUGUCCGCUAGGGCGUACCCACUGCGAUACCUGGGCAAGAAUAACCAAGGAAUGGCGCAAGCUGCUAGGGUAUUGAGCAAUCAUUUCCCAUGUGGUUCAUACAGGGAGGAGUAUCAUAUCCCUGGACCCCGUAAUUGCCCGUGUUCGGGGACCCUGGACGAUCGGGACCAUACUCUGUUUGACUGCCCCAUGUGGAUCAGACCAAAACAGGGCAUCGUGCAAAAUUAUGCACCGGACAACUUGCGCCAGGCACAGGUGCGACGUCAACGAGGAUGGACGGAAGAUGAUGUUCUCAUCUUUCUGCGACUCAACCCUAUGGUGGCAACCUUUGAGUGGGCGGAAAUCCUUGCUCAGGCUGCCACAGAUAGAGAAGAGGGGGAUCACUAUUCGAUAGCCAACGCCCUCCUUUACAGUCACACCGUGAUGCGGAAAUCAGCGUUUUCGGCCUUCUGUGCGAGGACCAACAUGGACCCCUCGGACAUUCACCCUGAUACUAAGGACUAUAAAUUCUUUGUGGAGGAAUACAAUGCUGAUGUCACAGCAACUAGAUUAAUCGAGGCAUGGAAAAACGUGACCCCGGUAUAUCCUCCGCCCGCGUUUAUUGCGGACACACAACUGGCCGACUAUCUUGUUAUCGAGCAGGAUGGCCCAACCGAAGAGGGAUCAUCCCGCGCAAUAUCCCCCGCCGACUCGUCCGCGAGCGAGGGGCUAUCGCUCUUCACGUUGUACCUCCUUCGCCUAUGGCACCCUGGGAUCGACUUGCCGAACAUUCUAGCUUCCGAAUCUGGCUCAGCGAACAUCAUUGCUGCGAUGAACUGGAGAGGCACCUUCAUCGGUCCAUACUACAUCCAAUCAAGGUUUCCUCUCUUCAUGGCGUACGAAAGCGACAAAAUUGACAAGACUAGACCAUUUCUUCCCGCGCAGCUUCCACAGGAUUUCGACAGCCGUUCGCUUGAGGAACAGAGGAUGCUCCGCUUGAGGCUGAGGCUAGCCAUGUAA